Messenger RNA from Aphis gossypii (cotton aphid), 1191 nucleotides. RefSeq lists its product as uncharacterized. The transcript is spliced from 3 exons. NCBI's taxonomy places the organism in Eukaryota, Metazoa, Arthropoda, Insecta, Hemiptera, Aphididae. Bases 226 to 972 code for a protein of 248 amino acids. The record is from RefSeq and is a predicted model, not a curated record.
UGAACGUUCAACCGUAGACAUCUGCAGUAUAAAAUAAAUUUAACUCGUCUAUAAUAUAAAGAACUCAUAAUUUAUAUUUGCAUUUCACAUUUGACGUGGUAUUCAUAAAGUAUAAUUUUGAUUAAUAAUAUUUAAUUCGAGUAUCUACUUUUCCUAUUCUAAUAGUAAGCAAUAUUGAACAAUUGUUUAAAUUGUGCUAUUUCAAUUGGGAUUGACUCAUCCAAGAUGAAUUUUUGGAAUUCUUUUCAAAAAGUAGCGACAUGGUCGGCAGCUUCAUACCUGUUUUUUCAACGGUUCUUAGAAAUCGUGUCUUUAUUCAUUCAGGACAACAAACACAUCUGUCUCCUUAUUCCGUUCAUGAUGACUAUCUGGACGAUAAUAUAUUUCGCGAACGACUUCUGGAUGAUAUACGUGGCGUGUCUGAUUAUCGGAUCCGUCAUAUUUAUUUUUGCGUCGUCUAUAAUGGUACAAAGGGCCGGACGGCGAGAACGCUAUCAAAUACUGCUCGAGGCGUCCCGGGGUUAUGAGCUCGCAGAGGUCGAAGCGCUUAAGCGACGUUUCGACGAAAUUUUUCCACAGUUGGGCGUGUUGAACUCGCUCAUGCCCCGCGAAGUCGCCGUCGCCGACGCGCCUCGGACUAUUGACGAGCGCCUCGGUGCUCUGGAGGACGCCGUCCGGUCACUAACGGCCGAGUUCGCGCAAUUCAAAUUUAACCACGCGCUUACAAACCAGGCGCCAACAGUUCAUGGGUCAACAAAUCGUGCGCCGCCAAUUCAAGCCCCAACCAAUCGCGCGCCAACAAAUUGCGCGCCAACAAAUCGCGCUACACCAAUUCAAACCUCAGGACAAACCCAUACAGUCCCCAGGACGUGGUGUUACUACCACGUUCGCUUCGGCAAAGAAGCUCAAAAGUGCUCAAGCGAGUUAUGCACUUUUACCCCAAAGCUUUCGACUAAAAAUAAAACAAUUUAAGAAGACGUUAUAUACGUCUGAUACCAGAAAAAUGCACCUACCCGUGCUCUGAUUGGAGAUAUUUGUAGUAUAUUCAGACCUUAGUCUUAGUCUUAGUUUAAAAUUGAAAUAAAAUAUAUUUUUCCAUGUUUUUUUUUUUUAAAAAAUGUUUUCUUUUUUUUUCUUAUCUUUAUUGUAAAUUGUUAUAUAAAUAAAACAAAACUUAUCAAGAAAAUAUAA